AUGGAUAUCAAUAUUUUUAAAGCACAAGAUGCAGAUACUAUUGUUAUUGAUGACACUAAUAUGAAAAUAUUGGAUGACUGUGUAAGCGAAGAGGAUGAGGAUGUUAUACCAUUAAGUGACAAUGGUAAUGAUAAAGAUGAUAAUGAGGGUGAUGCAAAUGAAGAUGUUCAAAACAAAGAGGGUGAUGACGAACAGAAUGAAAAUGAAAAACAAUCGAAAAACGAUGAGGAUAAAAAUAAUUCAAAUAACGAAGUCGAAGUUAUUGACAGUACUGGAGAAACUGAUCCCAUGGAAAAUCAACCGGAUAAUAAAGAAGAUGAUGAUGCUCCGGUUAUUGUCAUAGAUGUCCAGGAAAAAAUUCAGACUGAUGGCGAAGAGGACGAAGAUGAAAUUGACUUCACUGCUGAUGUUAAUCUUGAUCAGCUCAGUGAACUUGAUGGCAUGCGUAAUACUACGCAAUUGGAGAAUAUUAAUAAAGAAAAUGAAGGUUCUGAUAUUGUUAUUUUGAAAGAUUCGCGUUCUGGUCCUAAAAAUCAAGAGGAAAAAACUGGUCCCGAGUGGUAUGAAACAAAGCUCACAGAAAAAAUGACCACUGCCAAAGAACGUUUGUCAAAACUAUCUAAAGUUUUGAAAAAUUCAUAUGAUUGUUAUAAAGAUUAUUUAGAGAGGAUUGAGGCUGCUUCUGGAUCACCAGUUUGUCGAGUAAUUAAUCCAUGGCGUUGCCCUUUGGAUCGUCCCCAUAUUAAUCGAUGGAAAUUUGCUUAUUUUGUAAUGCGUGCUGUCAAGGUGUUUGAAGAAUUUAUUAACUCGACAAAUGAAGAUGCAGAGACAAAUGAUAAAAAUGAUGAAGUUCAAGAGAUCAAAACAUCUGAGAAGAAGCAAGAAGGAGAUGAAGAAAAAACGGCAGAAUCAACUGAGAAAAAGAAUGACGAACCAGCUAAAGACACCGAGUGUUCAUCAGAAAACGUACCUACUGAAAAUGCAGACCAGUGGAUGUGGUUAUUGGUCCGUAGUAACAGCAAAGAUGAGCUCAUGUUGUUCGCUGCUGGUAGAGCUAUCUCUGGAGACACUAUGGAGAAAUUGAAAAAAUUGUUUGAGUCAGGAAAAGGCAAUGAGUGCAAUAUCAAGUCACUCUACUGUAAAUCAUUGCUGAAAAUUAAUAAUGUCCAAACCGCCAACACAACAUUUUUGGUAGGAACUGAGGCAUUAGAUGAAACAGUUGGUGAUUUAAAAAUACAGUUAGCUCCAAAGACAAACUUCUGGUUAAAUACUGAUGGCGCGGAACAAUUAGCUAAAGCUGUUGAAUUUUUAUUGUUCCCUAAUCCUACUAUUACUGUACUUGAUAUUGGUUGCGGUCUCGGUUUAAUUGGACUUAUGAUGGCAUCCAAAUGUAAAAAUGUAAUUGGAUUAGAUGUUUCAACAGAAAUUGAAGAAGCUGAAAUGACAUGUGAAUUGAAUAAAAUAAACAAUGCUUCAUACAUAACCGGUAAUUCAAACGAAAUGUUGGCAACUUUAGCUAAGAAAUUAACAGGUUGUCGAGCAUCAGCUGUUGUUAAUGCCAGUACUAAUAUUGGUCGCAAUAUUGAAAUAAUGAAAGGUCUCCGGAAACUUCCUAAUGUCCGUCGAGUAGUUAUCGUAACAACACUAACAAAACAAUCAGCUCGUUCAAUACUUGAGUUGAUUCAACCCGCUACAGAUGCUUUAGGUGAUCCAUUCAUACCCACGCGUGCUGUUGUAGUCGAUACUCUUGCUACUGGGCCGCAAUUUGAAGUUGUAAUUAGAAUGGAACGUCGUACAAUGCGCCGUGUAUUGAAUUCAUUUUUACCUAAAAAUCCAUCGUUAGUUAAAAAUAAUAAUACCAAUAAUCAACCAUCUAAAAACAAUAAUCAAAAAGUAUCAACGCAAAAAAGUAGCUCACAGAAAGAUAACACGAAAAAUGGACCUACGAAAGAAAUUUCUCCAAAAGAAAGUUCUCAGAAAUCUAAUAUUCCACCGUCGAAAUUAUCAAGAAAUCCUCGUAGAAGAUUUUUAGGAAAUCAACGAGCGCGUCUUGGGGACCGAGUAGCAGUACCUUCUCCCCGAGCAUCGCCUAAAAAGUUGGUUAAAAAUCCGUUUUUUGACAAGCCUCCGAGAAAAUCUUGGCACGCUGAAAAAUUACCUUCGCCGUCUGUAUCGCGAUCUCCGUUGGACUCCAAGAUACCUAAAACUACUCCACUACGCAAUCGUCGACCACGCAAUCGUAGAUCAGAGCCCAUAAUUGAAUCUAAAAGUUCACCGAGACGAAAGCGUGAAUGGGAAAAUGAUGGGUCGCGAGGUGGGCGAAGUGGACCUCCCGAAAAAAGAGGGCGUGAUCAAGAUGAUGAUUUACGUUUUAGAUUGUCAGGUAAUCGUUCUACUGAGCCUGACCUAUUGCAGAAGAUGAGAGACCAGCAGCGUAUGCUUGAAGCUGCCAGAGUUAAAUUGACUACAUCAGCUGAGGAUGUGCGUGGAUCGACAGCUCAGCAGAUUCAGGAUAUUCUUAACUUGGCAAUAGAGCACACUAAUCAAGUUCAAAGUCAAUUGAGACGCUCUGUGUGGGAACGUAUUGCACCACCCGAUAAUGUACGUCGAGAUUUGCCCCAAAAUGAAGAUGUUGUUUUCAGAGGACGUCAGGUUAAAGAAAUUGGACAGCAGGAUAUUAUAAUAACAACUCCAAAUCGUGAAUUUUUAUCGACAAAUGAAAUGUUACGUCCGAGUUAUUUGACAGGAGAAUCUAAUCAGAUGAUGCAAAACGAUUACAUGCCAGAACAAAAUCAAUUAUCAUCACGUUAUGAUAAUGACGUUGUUCAUCCACGUGAUGAACGUAAUGAUUCCUGGUCACGAGGUAACAGUCGCAAAGAAGCGUUACCACUUUCACGAAGAAAUUUAUCACCACGUCGUGAUAAUCGUCGUGACAGUCGUAGAUCUCCACCAAGACGAUCAAUGCACUCGCCACCAAAGAGACAAUUAUCACCACCCAGAAGACCGAUUUCUCCACACAGGCGUCAAAUUUCACCACCCAGACGUCAAAUGUCUCCACCACGACGUCCCAUGUCACCUCAGAGACGUCCAAUGUCGCCACCCAGAAGACUACUCUCUCCUCCAAGGCAGCAAUUGUCGCCGCCUGGAAGGUACUUUUCUCAAUAUGACAUUCAGCAGCAUCGUCAAAUGUCACCACCGAGACAUUUUUCACCUCCACGACGUCCUGUUUCUCCUCCGAGACAUCGUCCCAUGUCGCCACCACGUCGUCAGUCUCCACCGAGGCGCCAAUCAUCUCCCAUGCGAAUUCCCGGCGAUGAUUGGGACAUUCCAAGCCGAGGCGCUUCUCAGCAGCAUCCUCACUGGCAACAAUCACUUGACAAUCGCUCGGCUGGUCCAAGAUUCGAUCCAUUGCCACCACCUUUGAUGGGUAAGAAUACACAAAUGAAUAUUGGAAACGGUAAUAAUCGAAUGAGUGGUGGUGGUGAUGCUUGGAACAGUAACAACAUAGGAAAUAUUACUCCGGAAAAUCGAUUUGGUGGACAAAGUAAUGACUGGAACCCACGGGAUAAUGAAAUAUUCAAUCACCGUGCUGGUAAUUGGGGUGAUGGUAAUAAGAGAGGUCAAAAGUCACAGAUUAAUAGUUCAUGGAAUGCUAAUGAUAAAGAUGAUUGGAAUGAUUUGCCGGAAGAUGCUAGAGAUCCUUGGGGCGAUGAUGCUAAUAGUAGUUUAGACAGAGACAUGAGUGGUCCUAACUUUGACAGAGGCAUGGGUGGAAAUGAUCGUGGUAAUGAAAGAGGUUUAGGAGGCAAAGAAAGAGGACUCUUGAGUGACAGAGGACUCAUGAGUAGUGACAGAAGUCUUUUGGGUAAUGAUAGAAGUCUUUUGAACAAUGACAGAGGUAUGAAUGACAGAUGGAAUUUUGGAGGCAAUAAUAAUAAUUCUUCACAAAAUAAUUGGUCACUUGGCGGACCAAUUAAUCAGAAUCCUUCCUGGCAAUCCAACUUAGGAAACAACAAUCCUUCUGGCAAUAAUUCUCGCUGGAGUGGGCCGAAUUCAAACAUGAAUAUGCCUCAAGCACCUGGUAAUAUGUCAGGUAAUUGGUCAGCAGGCAGCACUUGGCGUCCAAUUGGAAACAACAUGUCCAGCGGAUUCCCAUCUCGUCCUUUCAAUACUUUCAAAUAA
Messenger RNA from Cotesia congregata, 4182 nucleotides. The record is from the annotation of a GenBank genome assembly. NCBI's taxonomy places the organism in Eukaryota, Metazoa, Arthropoda, Insecta, Hymenoptera, Braconidae.